Messenger RNA from Heterobasidion irregulare TC 32-1, 1397 nucleotides. RefSeq lists its product as uncharacterized. The coding region runs from base 72 to 971 and encodes 299 amino acids. NCBI's taxonomy places the organism in Eukaryota, Fungi, Basidiomycota, Agaricomycetes, Russulales, Bondarzewiaceae. The transcript is spliced from 5 exons. The record is from RefSeq and is a predicted model, not a curated record.
ACCGGGCGCGUCCUUUCUUUCUCACUUUCUUGAGUCCCCGUCGCUCGUUAUACUCGCACAAUCUUUGAAUCAUGACCAUGGGUCGUCUUCUCGUCGCCGCAUUUGCCGUCCUUGCUACCGCCCUGCCUUUGGCCGCAGCCACUGAUUGUGGUUCUGGAGAGUUCUGGUACGAGAACAAGAGCUGUUGCGUCAAGCAGGGAACUCCUCAAGCGCCUCCAAGCCCUCCCUCCGGCAAGGCAUGCCCGGCUUCUGGAAACUGGUAUUGGUCGUCGGAGAAAUCCUGCUGCUUGCCUUCGAGUAAGCCUCCGUCUGGCAACCCUGCCCCAACCUGCCCCAGCACCCACUCCUGGAGUUACGGUGACAGUGUUUGCAACCCAAAUACCCCUCGUAGUCCUUCAACGCCUUCUUCAUCCGAUUGCUCUAGCAGCGAAUUUUGGUAUUCUCCCAAGGGUUGCUGUCUUCCUCACGGUGGUGUUCCCAACCCGCCCUCGCCUCCUUCAGGAUCGGAGUGUCCUACCUCUGGGUGGUACUGGGGCAAAGAUCAGGGGUGCUGUGUGCCCCACCACCCCCCUGCGAACAACCCUCCCCCCCAGUGCCCCGGUGGUUGGGACUGGAUCUCCAACACCUGGAAGUGCCAGCCAUCUCCCCCUUCGCAUCCUACACAGCCCCCUUCUACUCCCUCUGGCACCCAUAAGAAGUCUCGCAAGGCUCGCGCGGCAUCUCUUUGCCCAACUGGCCUAAACGCUUGCCCCAUUGCGAAUGUUAGCGGGCUUUCCUCUGACUAUGAAUGCAUCGAUACCACUCAAGAGUUGGAGUCCUGUGGUGGUUGUCUCUCGACAGGUGCUGGCCAGGACUGCACUGCGAUCAAGGGCGCUUGGAAUGUUGGAUGCGAGCAGGGUUCAUGUGCCGUAUACAACUGCAUGACUGGCUACAAGCUUUCUUCGAGCGGCAAAUCAUGUAUCGCUGCCUGAUCAAUGGGCUUGAUAUUAUAUCCGAGGAACCUCAUGUCUCGUGGACUUGUUGGCUGAUUGUCCGAUUAUUUACCUUCCGAUGGCCCAUCUCUUCCUGUUUCUCGCCGUUGACCACAUCCAUCUUUCAUUCGCACGCUCUUUAGUAUAUUCUGAUUCACCGGCACCAAGCCGGCGUGGUCAUAGAGGACUUUGGGAUAGUUUGGUGAGAUCUUUAGUACACUUGUGUUCUCUUGUUUGUUGAAUACUUUUUCUAUGCAUCCGUCGAGCUUAUUGUUUAUGAGUGCUAGUUCCAGAAACAGUGGAUCAUUGUGUUACGAUGUGCUUUUGACAUUAUGCAACGUGACCAUGCUCCAAUCACAUGACUGGCGCGUUCAGUUUGGUGUUUAUUUGGCUCAACUUCUGCAAAUAAAGUUCAACCCACCCCAU